UCUCGAACCAUGUCGACGCCCAUCGCGCUCCUGUCCGUGUACGACAAGACCGACCUCCUUGACUUUGCGCGGGGCCUCUCUGCAGCCGGGGUGCGCCUCCUCGGCUCAGGGGGUACCGCGAAGAAGAUCAGAGAUGCGGGCAUACCGAUCGAGGAUGUGUCUGAUAUCACGAAGGCGCCCGAGAUGCUAGGCGGACGCGUCAAAACUCUCCACCCCGCUGUCCAUGGUGGUAUUCUUGCGCGCGACAUCCCCUCCGAUCAGAAGGACCUCGCCGCCCAAUCCAUCUCCCCCAUCUCGAUCGUCGUCUGCAACCUCUACCCGUUCACCGAGACCAUAGCGAAGCCCAACUGCACGCUCGCAGAUGCCGUCGAGGAGGUCGAUAUUGGCGGCGUCACCCUCCUCCGCGCAGCGGCGAAGAACCACGCGCGCGUCUCGGUGCUCUCCGAUCCUGCGGACUACGCCGAGUUCCUCGACGCGUGGAAGGCGGGCAAGGGCGACGUCGGGCAGGCGAUCCGGAGCAAGCUCGCGCUCAAGGCGUUCGAGAUGACGGCGAAGUACGACGAGGCCAUCAGCGGGUACUUUAGGGAACAGUAUGCUGAUGCCGCGGCGGACGAGAGCCUGGCCGGGCCGGUGCAGAGGAUGGCAUUGCGCUACGGCGCCAACCCUCACCAGAAGCCCGCGCAGGCCUUUGUAUCGGAGGGGGAGCUUCCAUUCAAGGUCCUGGCCGGGUCGCCUGGUUACAUCAACCUCCUUGAUGGACUCAACUCGUAUGCACUCGUCAAGGAGCUACAGGAGGCUCUUAACCUUCCCGCUGCGGCAUCCUUCAAGCACGUCUCCCCAGCAGGAGCUGCCGUCGGCCUUGAAUUAAGCGAGACUGAGAAGAAAGUGUAUGGCGUGGACGAUCUCAAAGAGCCGUUGACUCCUCUGGCAUCUGCGUAUGCGAGGGCGCGUGGCGCUGACAGAAUGUCUUCGUUUGGUGAUUUUAUCGCGCUGUCUGCGCCGUGCGAUCUGGCCACGGCCCGCAUCAUUUCUCGUGAGGUCUCUGACGGCAUCAUCGCUCCGGGAUACUCUCCCGAAGCCCUCGACGUCUUGAAGAAAAAGAAGGGCGGCAAGUACUGCGUCCUCCAGGUCGACCCCAACUAUGUCCCCUCGGAAGUGGAGACGAGACAGGUCUUCGGCGUGUCCCUCCAACAGAGACGGAACACCGCCAAGGUCGACGCUAAAUUAUUUGAUAACCUUGUCACCAAAAAUAAAGAGCUCCCUGAUGCCGCCGUGACGGACCUGAUCGUUGCGACGCUUGCGCUAAAAUACACGCAAUCGAACAGCGUGGCGUACGCCUAUCACGGCUUGAUCGUCGGCCUCGGCGCCGGGCAGCAGUCGCGCAUUCACUGCACGCGCCUCGCGGGGUCCAAGGCGGACAACUGGUGGCUCCGGCACCACGCGCGCGUGCUCGCGCUGCCGUUCAAGAAGGGAGUCAAGCGCGCGGAGAAGGCAAACGCGAUCGACCUCUUCGUCGGCGGGGAGGCGCUCGAGGGCGGGGAGAAGGCGCAGUGGGAGUCGCUGUUCGAGGAGGUCCCGGCGCCGCUGAGCGAGCAGGAGCGCGUGGAGCACGCGAAGCUGUUGGACGGCGUCGCGUGCUCGAGCGACGCGUUCUUCCCCUUCCCCGAUAACGUGCAUCGCGCGCGGAAGAGCGGCGUCAGGUACUUGGCUGCGCCGUCCGGGAGCGUCAUGGACGCGGAGUGCAUCAAGGCGGCGGACGAGCAUGGGAUCGUGUUCGCGCAUACCUCGCUCAGGCUGUUCCACCAUUAAAACGGAGCUGGCGUGCGGCAUGUGUCCGCAAGCGAAAGCGGGAUACGGAGAAGUAGCGCUCGUUGUACAAAUAUAGAAUCAUUACGCCUUGCUUUCGUCGAUGUUGUUGAUCUAGCUUGGAAUUUUCACUGACUUCCAGCGA
Heterobasidion irregulare TC 32-1 is the source of this 1951-nucleotide messenger RNA. RefSeq lists its product as uncharacterized. Gene Ontology annotation, cellular component: cytosol. Gene Ontology annotation, biological process: 'de novo' IMP biosynthetic process. Gene Ontology annotation, molecular function: IMP cyclohydrolase activity; phosphoribosylaminoimidazolecarboxamide formyltransferase activity. The record is from RefSeq and is a predicted model, not a curated record. The transcript has 7 exons. NCBI's taxonomy places the organism in Eukaryota, Fungi, Basidiomycota, Agaricomycetes, Russulales, Bondarzewiaceae. Bases 10 to 1809 code for a protein of 599 amino acids.